Brachypodium distachyon (stiff brome) is the source of this 2937-nucleotide messenger RNA. RefSeq names its product serine/threonine-protein phosphatase 6 regulatory ankyrin repeat subunit A. Gene Ontology annotation, molecular function: protein binding. Lineage: Eukaryota; Viridiplantae; Streptophyta; Magnoliopsida; Poales; Poaceae. The record is from RefSeq and is a predicted model, not a curated record. The transcript is spliced from 3 exons. Bases 532 to 2661 code for a protein of 709 amino acids.
UGGGCCUGCCCGGUGAUACUGUCGCAAAGGCUGCACUGCUGCUACCGGCAAGCCCCCAUCGAUGACCCUGUUCCACCUUUACUUACCGGCCAGUCCCUCCAAAAGAUUCCUCGCCUCUCCUCUCAAGUGCACUGAUUGACAUUGAUCAUGCGAGCUUAAAGGCCUCCUAUUCAAUUUUACAGUCUGUGCCUCUGCUCUGAUGGAUGUAUCUUUCCCAAAGAGGACCACAAGACGACUGUCACUGUCUCACCCAUCCAUAACUGCGUGCCACCUUUUGCAUUAUCCUACCACUAAAUGCAGAACCACUUUUAUGGCUUAAUCCUCCAGUUGGAUCUCUCCCAGCUUCGUUGGGAAGAAGAUUUGCCGCAGAGCUUGUGAUGGUCAUUUGUUUGUUCCUGGCCAGUGGAUAUGCAGCUGAUUCUUCCACAACCACGAGUUCUCGGCAUUGCGUCCCAUGUGAUGUGUGCCUAAGCUGAGCUCACUCCGGACUGAACUUCCAAUAGAUCGAUCGAUCUCCCCAAGAUUCAGAAAAUGAUGAAGCGGUCCUGCUACUUCCCUCUGCGGUGGGAGAGCACGGGCGACCAGUGGUGGUACGCCUCGCCGAUCGACUGGGCGGCGGCCGACGGCCACUACGACAUCGUCCGGCAGCUGCUGCACCUCGACCCCAACCUCCUCAUCAAGCUCACCUCCCUCCGCCGGAUCCGCCGGCUCGAGACGCUCUGGGACGACGACGCCCGCUUCCUCGACGCGCCCCGCCACCGCGCCUCGGUGGCCCGGAGCCUGCUGCUGGAGUGCGAGUGCAAGCACGGCGCCGAGAACACGCUGCUCCGGGCCGGGUACGGCGGCUGGCUGCUCUACACGGCGGCGUCCGCGGGGGACAUGGGCUUCGUGCAGGAGCUGCUGGACAGGGACCCGCUGCUCGUCUUCGGCGAGGGCGAGUACGGCGUCACGGACAUGUUCUACGCGGCGGCGAGGGGAGGGGACGCCGUCGUGUUCAGGAUGCUGCUGGACCAUGCUAUGUCCCCAAGGUGCUCGACGAAUUGCCGCGAUGGGGACGGCACGAACGGGGGUGGUGGAGGAGGUCGUGCCUCGGUGUUCCGGUUGGAGAUGAUGAGCAGAGCUGUGCAUGCCGCCGCGAGAGGCGGGAGUGUGCAGAUGCUGAGGGAGCUCAUCGAUGGGAGCUCCGAUGUGUCGGCGUAUCUCGAUAUUCGUGGAUCGACCGUGCUUCAUGCUGCUGCGGGAAGAGGGCAGCUGGAGGUUGUCAAGUACCUCAUGGCCUCUUUCGACAUAAUCAACUCAACUGACAAUCAAGGGAACACUGCGUUACAUGUUGCAGCCUACCGAGGGCAUCUGCCUGUUGUACAGGCACUGGUUGCUGCAUCUCCAUCAACCUUGUCAGCUGUCAACAACGCUGGUGAGACGUUCCUCCAUUCAGCGAUAGCUGGAUUCAGAACCCCGGGAUUCCGACGUCUCGACCGGCAACUGGAGCUCACGAAGCAUCUCAUACAAGAAAGAACAGCAGAUAUCAGAAAGAUAAUCAACCUCAAAAACGAUGCAGGCCUUACCGCUCUUCACAUGGCUGUGGUUGGCUGUGUGCACCCGGACCUUGUCGAGCUCUUGAUGACCACGCCGUCGAUCGACCUUAAUGUCAAAGACGCUGGCGGCAUGACCCCGCUCUCGCUGCUCAAGGAGCAACUACAGUCAACCACGUCGGAGAGGCUCAUCAAGCAGAUAGUCUCUGCCGGAGGGGUACUGAGCUCGAGCGUGCUGAGAUCUCGGUCAGCCGUCGUUUCGCAAAUAAAGAUGCGAGGAGGGAUCGCUAUCAGCCCCGGCACCAUGUUCAAGAUAUCAGAUGCAGAGAUAUUCUUGUACUCAGGAAUCGGGACGGCGGGGUCUCGAAGAGCUAGCUCAUGCUCUAGCCCUGGCAAGUGUGACCUUGCAGAUGCAAAUGAUGAAGGUGGUGAUGUGAACCAUGGGUCAUCAGGGGGGAAGAGGCUGAGCUCUGCCAGCCGAGCAAAGGACCGUCUCAAGCUGAUGCUGCGGUGGCCUCGCCACAGGGAGAAGAUGUUGAGGACACCGAGGAAACCUGAGGACAGCGGCCCGCUGGACUCGAUCAAGAAGCUGAACGAGCAAGUCGCCGCCGAGACCCCGGCUCCGCUCAGGCAGGCGUUCACCAAGACGACCGCGCUCAACAACAAGCGCACGCUUGCGGUGAAGAGCUCCGCCCCCAGCUCGGCCACCAAGAAGAAGCUCAACAUGAAGCUGAUCCAUGGCAUCAUGGAGGCGAUGCCGCAGCUGGCUUCCUCGUCGUCGGCCAACCGGUCCCCGCCAAACACCCUCCCGAGGUCUUCCAUGUCCUCCACGCCGCCGUCCACGAAGCUGAAGGACAUCUGCUUCGACGACGAGGCACCGAUCAUGUCCGGCAAGCUCAAAGACAUCGUCCUGGACGGGAACGACGGCAGCGUGGACGACCCGUCUUGCUCGAACUCGUCCUUCACCGGAGACGACGGCGUGGCGGGGGCGGCCCGGAGGAACCACGGGUGCGGGAACGGGAGGCUGAUCAACAUCUGCUUCGGCGCGCAGGGGCUCGCCGUGGAGGACUCAGCGAGCGGGCAGCCGACGAGCAAGAUGUUCAAGCAGCAGUGCCUCCGGGUGUCGUGACCUGCGCCUGGCUGGGCUGGCUUUUGCGGUUCAACGAUGCCUCUGUAUCUGCCUGUUGGACUCCCCCCCUGUUUGGCUUGGCUUGGUUUGGUUUGAUUUGCUGCUCCGUGUGUAAUACUAGUAUGGAGCCAUGGCCCAUGGAGAUAUGGCUGGUUUGUAGAGAUGGACUGCGUGGGUGCGUGCAUGAUUUCUUGCUGCUCUCGCAACUAUUAACGACCCCUUGUGUGUUUGCGAUUUAUGUUUGAUGAAUCCACCAGAAGAAUGAAUUCAGAUUCA